Molecule: messenger RNA, 876 nt
Organism: Sinocyclocheilus anshuiensis
Lineage: Eukaryota; Metazoa; Chordata; Actinopteri; Cypriniformes; Cyprinidae
Product: gastrula zinc finger protein XlCGF8.2DB-like
Exons: 2
Coding region: 1-876 (291 amino acids)
Biological process (GO): regulation of gene expression
Cellular component (GO): nucleus
Source: RefSeq, a predicted model, not a curated record
AUGAUAUCCCACACUGGAGAAAAGCCACACACAUGUGAUCAGUGUGGGAAGAGUUUUGCACUAAAAGAUCAGCUUAAGAAACACAUGACAAUCCACACUGGAGAGAAGCCUUUCGCAUGUGAUCAAUGCGGGAAGAGUUUCAGACAAAAAGGAAACCUUAAGGUACACAUGACAAUCCACACUGGAGAGAAGCCGCACACGUGUGAUCAGUGCGGGAAGAGUUACGCAGAUAAAGGAGCCCUUAAAGAUCACAUGAGAAUCCACACUGGAGAGAAGCCACACACAUGUGAUCAAUGUGGGAACGGUUUUGCAACAAAAGCAAUACUUGAACGACACAUGGUAAUCCAUACUGGAGAGAAACCGCACACAUGUGAUCAGUGCGAGAAGAGUUUUGCACUAAAAGGAAACCUUAAGGUACACAUGAGAAUCCACACUGGAGAGAAACCACACACGUGUGAUCAGUGCGGCAAGAGUUUCAGACAAAAAGUAGCUCUGAGACAACACAUAAAAAUCCACACUGGAGAGAAGCCGUACCCAUGUGAUCAAUGCGAGAAGAGUUUCACAUCAUCAUCCUUAAAGAGGCACCUGCAUGUUCAUACAAAGGAGAAGCCUCACAUGUGUUCUUUCUGUGGAAAGAGUUUUAAUCAGCUGAGUACUUUAAAAUUGCACCAGAAAAGACACACUGGUGUGAAGGAUCACAUGUGCUUUGAUUGUGGGAAGACCUUUGUUAGAGAUGCUGAACUGAGACAGCACCAGAGAGUUCACACUGGAGAGAAACCUUACAAGUGUUCACACUGUGACCAGAGAUUCAGUCAGUCAGGACGUAUGAAAAGACACGAGGAGAAGAUUCACGCUGGAGAAAAGCCUCACAUGUGA